UUUCGCUCUUCAUCUUGUUUCUUUUCUUCUAUCCUAAUAUUUUGAAAUCAUUGAUCUUUAUGAUGUCUUCAUGAGUUUUCAUCGGUUAAUGCGCGUUUUAGAAUGGGGAAAAUUAACCGAUGAAAUCUAAACAUAAUGCUGGAUGGACUCCAGUUCCACAGUUCGGAGGAUGGGACCAAAUCGGACCAAAUGACGAAACAAACUACUCGGUUGUCUUCUCCAAAGCUCGCGCUAACAGGAAGCAGAACAAAGCUGGUGUGAGACAUUCUAGUUUGGGAAGCCAACAAGAACUCAUGGCAAGUGCUCGUCGCAACCACCAGCAACUUCACCAUCGCCACGAAACUCAAGACGAUGACCCUGUCAUGAAGAAGAAGAGGAUCUUGACCUACAUUAAUUGUUGUAUCAGGCCAAACUAGGCCCUUGUUCCAAAAACUUGCAAUCUAUCUGUCCUCGAUGACAUUGCAAAAAUACGUUGCAGCGUGUAAUGAAUGAGUGUAACAUUUCUGUAAUCUUCUUCAUCAAAAGGAAAGGAAAAAACGGAGACGUACGUUUCUGUAAUAUAUGUGCAUCAUCUGUUAAUAUACUCCACUCCUGGUUGGUGUGUAUAUACUUUCUGACUUA
This is a messenger RNA of Camelina sativa (false flax), 621 nucleotides long. The record is from RefSeq and is a predicted model, not a curated record. Lineage: Eukaryota; Viridiplantae; Streptophyta; Magnoliopsida; Brassicales; Brassicaceae.